Molecule: messenger RNA, 2643 nt
Organism: Engraulis encrasicolus (European anchovy)
Lineage: Eukaryota; Metazoa; Chordata; Actinopteri; Clupeiformes; Engraulidae
Gene: nr2f6a
Product: nuclear receptor subfamily 2, group F, member 6a
Exons: 5
Coding region: 581-1843 (420 amino acids)
Biological process (GO): cell differentiation; anatomical structure development; negative regulation of transcription by RNA polymerase II
Molecular function (GO): zinc ion binding; RNA polymerase II cis-regulatory region sequence-specific DNA binding; nuclear receptor activity
Source: RefSeq, a predicted model, not a curated record
UUCCACCAGCUCGGUUCCCCUCCUGCUCAGCCUUCCUUUCUCCCUCCCUUAUUCUUGCCAAUCCUUUCGCGUAUUUGUAAGCUAGCCACGGCUGUUUCAGACAGAAAUGUAUACAGAAGUAUUUUGAUGGGGCUGGAAUAAGUUUGUAGGGCUUACAUCGAACAGAUUGUAUCUUACACCUAAUUCAAUUUACGCUAAGUGGAACCAGGGCGAAGCUUCACCCCUCCCCCGAUUUGAUUCACGGGAAGAACGCUGGAGAGGCUCUGAGAGGUCAGGGGUCAGGAGGACAGGACACUGAAGGAGAACAUCUGAAGAGUGGAUGGGUCUGAGCAGACCACUGGACAGAGCCAGGAAACAACCCCACACCUGGAAGACCAGCCACAGACCUGUGUCCGGCACGCCAUCUCGUCUAUGAGCGUUCAGCAAUGAGACCGUGGAGAUCAGCUCGGGUCUGACUCUCUCAAGAGUUUGAUAGUUACGCCCCUCAGAAACUCCCAGUGGUGCCACCACUUACAGCUGUUCAGGUGGCGGGUGGGCACCCUUGAGCAGACUCUUCUCGCUAGGGGCUGACAACUGAGCGAUGGCCAUGGUGAGAGGGGGCUGGGGAGAUCCCAACGGGGAGACCAACGGACUGGGGGACAAGGGCUACCUCAGGGGGGACGAGGAUGACGAGUCUCCCCAGGCGGGAGGCAGUGACUUGGAGGGGGUGGACGAUGACAAGGCCUGCGUAGUGGACUGUGUGGUUUGUGGGGACAAGUCCAGUGGCAAACACUACGGCGUGUUCACCUGCGAGGGCUGCAAGAGCUUCUUCAAGAGGAGUGUGCGGCGCAGCCUCAACUACACCUGCAGGUCAAACCGUGACUGUCAGAUUGACCAACAUCACCGUAACCAGUGCCAGUAUUGCAGACUGAAGAAGUGCUUUCGAGUGGGAAUGCGCAAAGAAGCAGUCCAACGUGGACGCGUCCCGCCGUCCCACCCCAGUCUCAGCCCCUCAACCACGCCUGUGGGCGGUGGCAUCGGCCUUGGGGGCAUCACGGGAGACGGCAGCGGUGGCGGAGGAGGAGGAGGAGGAGGAGGCGGCGGCGGCAUGGGUGAUUUCUACAACGGGCAGCCGGUGUCGGAGCUGAUCUCCCAGCUGCUGCGGGCCGAGCCGUACCCGGGCAGCCGCUACUCGCACCAGUACGGGCAGCAGGGCGGCGGCGGCGGCGGCACGGUCAUGGGCAUCGACAACAUCUGCGAGCUGGCGGCGCGCCUGCUCUUCAGCAUCAUCGAGUGGUCGCGGAGCAUCCCCUACUUCCCCGAGCUGCCCGUCUCGGAGCAGGUGGCGCUGCUGCGGCUCAGCUGGAGCGAACUCUUCAUCCUGAACGCGGCGCAGUCGGCCCUGCCGCUGCACACCGCCCCGCUGCUGGCGGCCGCCGGCUUCCACUCGUCCCCCAUGUCGGCCGAGCGCGUGGUGUCCUUCAUGGACCAGGUGCGCGUCUUCCAGGAGCAGGUGGACAAGCUGACGCGGCUGCAGGUGGACACGGCCGAGUACAGCUGCCUUAAAGCCAUCGCGCUCUUCUCCCCAGAUGCCUGUGGUCUGACUGACCCGACGCACGUGGAGAGCUUGCAGGAGAAGGCCCAGGUGGCGUUGACGGAGUACGAGCGCAUGCAGUACCCCAGCCAGCCCCAGCGCUUCGGCCGGCUGCUCCUGCGGUUGCCGGCCCUGCGCGCCGUGCCCGCCUCCCUCAUCUCCCAGCUCUUCUUUAUGCGCCUGGUGGGCAAGACGCCCAUCGAGACCCUCAUCCGAGACAUGCAGCUCUCCGGCAGCUCCAUCAGCUGGCCCUACGCCCCCGGACAGUAACGGAUGAGGAGGGGGGCGUGGAGGUGGCUGGGUUGGGUUGGGAUUGUGGGGAGUGGGGGGCCGGUGGUUGUUUGGGCAUGAGUGAGCUUCAUACUUUACACACAUUCUCACCCGGCAAAGACUGAAGAUUAUGGGGCUGUGGUAGUACAUCUGGAGAAUCAUGCCUGGCCCUCAACUACACAAGUCGUCUUCUUCUUUGUAAUUGUCAGUCAUGUGCACGGGAGAGCCUGUUUUUUUAUCUUUAUUGUGUUUUAUUUUUAUUUUUUUGUUGUCUCUGGAAAGAAUUUUACAUUGGAAGAGGGAGAUGUGAUAACACUACAGGACUGGAGAUUGUUGCUUUCAUGUAAACACAUGAGGUACCGACAAAGGACUCAUUCCACAGGAGUUGGAUGCUAAAACACCUUUUGACUAGCUUGCCAAAGUCCAUCAUGGGGAAGAGAGACAUUAUGUGCUGUUUUUACUCUCCCAGAUUGGGGAAACUGUUGAUUGGUGGAUUCUGAAGAAUUAGUUUCAGUACUAAUAGGGCUAGGAGUCUUGUUACUUUUGUUGUUUUUUAAUGUCCUGAAACACUGAUACUCUGGUACUUAUAUAGUGCAGGUGAUCUGCAGCCCUCUAAACACUGCUCUUUGGCCAGCUAUGAAAAUGCCCUCUUACACCAUAUUUGCCUGCCUUGAUGGCAUCACUUAUCUGAUACGUCAUAGUUCUGUGAAGAAGGUAGAGAAUGCGCGCACAUCAGUGGUACAGGUGCUGGACAAAAUAGCGUAACUGAAAUAAAUGAUAGAAGUCCGCAACACUGUUAA